Osmerus eperlanus (European smelt) is the source of this 4311-nucleotide messenger RNA. It is a transcript of the gene nfe2, whose product is annotated as nuclear factor, erythroid 2. Gene Ontology annotation, cellular component: nucleus. Gene Ontology annotation, molecular function: RNA polymerase II cis-regulatory region sequence-specific DNA binding; DNA-binding transcription factor activity, RNA polymerase II-specific. The record is from RefSeq and is a predicted model, not a curated record. Bases 1335 to 2831 code for a protein of 498 amino acids. Lineage: Eukaryota; Metazoa; Chordata; Actinopteri; Osmeriformes; Osmeridae. The transcript has 3 exons. Gene Ontology annotation, biological process: regulation of transcription by RNA polymerase II.
UUAUCUGCUUUUUUUCUUUGCGAGAUCAUGCUAAAACAUUGCUUCUUUCAGAUCUUGAAUAUAUAUCUGGACAUGAUAUCAUGUAAAGUAGUUUAACGAUUAUAUUGUCAAAAUGUGUUUCUUUAGAAAGACACAUAUAAUGUGUCUUUAUAAUGUGUUGAAGUCAAAGUAUAUUGAAUAGUUUUACAGUUUGUUGUCCUCAAGGUUUCAAUUAUCAAUCCCUGCUACUCCAAUUGACCACUGCAAUGACAAAAAGGUUAUCUAAUAAAUAACAUGACAACUUCUACUGUCCCAUAGUCUUAAGUGAUUUUGAAAAAUGCCAGUUCAUGGAUUACUUGUACAUGGUACAUUUGGAACUUGUACACUUUAGCACCCAGUCAUUUAUUGACAAUAUUCUUAAUGCUUGGCCUACAACAUUUAUCACGUUAAAAGAAGGCAAACUUACAACCCAAUGACAUGGUUUACCAUAAGACAUCCAUGUCUCCUUGUGUAUGACAGGAAACAGCUCUAUCAUAACAGUGGUGAGGGCAGGAUAUGAGGGGAUGUCACAACAAGCCCAUGUUGGUUACAAUAGGCAAGGAAACCGGUUCAUGAUACAUAAUAUCAUACGAUAAAUUCUAACUGAAUUGAUAGGAUAAAUAACACCCCAGGGUCAUGGAUCAUAAAUCAACAAUUAUUGUUUUCGAAUGGUUGUGAUUGCAUUAAUGAUACUCCUUCCCGUAAGUAAAUGAAUGCUUGACACUAAACUGCUCAAACCUCUGGUCAUAAUAUUAUGUUUAGAUUCCUGUAAUACUGUAAGUAUACGCAUCAUGUUGGAAUAUUGGCCUUUAUUAUACACCAAGGGAUACACCAGGACAUCCACAUGACUACAUGUGUGUUGAUACAUAUACAUGUGUGUUAAACACACACACAGUACUUCCAGGACUGUAGCCAGGACUUUCACUUGCAGAGGAGGAGGGGGGACUGCUGUCUUCCAGCAGAUUGUCUUAUCAGGCCCUGGCAUGGUGGUUCCCAGCCUAGCUGAUAGGAGGAACUAACCAGACCAACGGCACGGCGGGCGGGCUUCAAAUGUACCAAGAGUCCAUCUAUGAAAAUCCCCCAAACAACUCAUUCACUGUCAGCGGGCUGGCACUUCGGAGGGUGGUGAAGCAGAAUCUAGCCUCUGUAGUAGUUAUGUUUAUAGUAUAGGUAUAGUAAAAUGAUUGUUCCUUCCUGGAUGUUUUCAAGUGGUUGACAUAUUGUUACUGGAAGUAAGGGUAUGUCAUGUACUUUGAAUUGCUGAUAUCUCAUCUCUCAUCCCCAGGAGGGUUCGCUGUAACGAGAGUCUGUCCUGAAUGUGUUCGACAGCCAACUAUCUGCUCCCUUUGAGGAGAAACUGUGAGGUACUGGCUGCCCCGGGGAGGCUGUACGGGGGAACGUCCAUGCUAACCAGCGCCUCUGGAGCCAGAUCACAUGGAGGCCCCCAGGACACAGACAUGGACUUGGCCUGGCAGGAACUGAUGGCCAUCACAGAGCUGCAGGAGUUCCAGGUUCCUGGUGAGGGUCCUUAUGAGGCCGUCCAGUACCACCCAAUGGAGACAAUAGUGCCUCUGGGAUCGUUUGAGGUUGGUCAGACGCCCCAGCCCCUCUCCUCUGGCUGUGACCUCAACUCUGUGGCCACUGCUUUCCAAGGAUCCUACUCUGAUGUGAUGCCAGCCUGCCAUCGACUAGGCACCGAUGCUGAGAGACAGUACGUGCAUUCUGGUUCUCAGCUCAAUGCCCGGCCACUGCCCGCUCCUUCUAAUCUCCUGCAGCCUCCACUGACCAUGUGCCUGCUGGACCAUGUGAACCUGCCAUGUGUUGGCGAGGGGCAUGGGAAAGACAGUGCCGGCCUCACGCAGGGUAUUAGUUGCCAGAUGCCUGGGAGUCUUCUACAUGGACAGACUGAACAUACACAGGCAGGUGAUGAUCUGGAAUCAGACUCUGGUCUUUCCCUGGGCUCCAGUCCUCCUUUGGCCUCUCCAGAAAACGCCAUGACUGGUGUAGCUGUAUACCAGGGCACAAACAUUGCCCUAAACUUCAAUGAUGGAGAGAUGGAGAGUAUGGGUGAGGGGAGUAGGAGAGGAGGCGUUUUGUACCCAAUAGACUAUCAGCACCCCAAUGAGUCUUACCAUUACCAUGGAGCCUCAUCUUCCUUCUUCUCAUCACAGCCAGGUUCAACCCCCCCACACACACACCCUCACCUACAGCCCUGUGGGCCUUCGAAACAGCAGCAAACUCUCUCUAGUGCCUUAUCUGACUUGUAUUCAAACACAUCUGGUGUCGCCAGCAGAGGGAGCUCCUGCCAGGCUCUGUAUGUGAAGCCCAGGGGGAACUCUGCUUCCACGGCUGCUGUUCAUCUGAGCAGAGAUGAGCGUCGCGCUCUGGCCUUGAAGAUCCCUUUCCCUCUGGAGAAGAUCAUCAACCUACCGGUGGACGACUUUAACGAACUCCUUACCCAGUAUACCCUGGCAGACUCUCAGCUGGCACUGGUCCGUGACAUCAGGCGGCGCGGAAAGAACAAAGUGGCAGCUCAGAACUGCAGGAAGAGGAAGCUGGAGAACAUUGUCCAGCUGGAGGGGGAGUUGGGCCAGCUCCAGGCCCAGAGAGACCACCUGGCACGGGAGAGGCUGGAGUUCCAGAGAAGCCUGUCCAUGGUGCGAUGCCGGCUUACGGACUUGUACACUGAGGUUUUCUCUCAGCUGAGAGACGAGGAUGGACACCCCUACUCUAUUGAAGACUACACUUUGCAACAGAGCCCCGAUGGCAACAUAUAUUUAGUGAUGCGCAACUCAAUGCUGGAUGGAGAAUGAUUCACACUGCUUUUUUCUCUUACUGACAUUUUUCCAAGUCAUUACUUUGUCAUGACAGUAUAAUACAGACCUGUGUGUCUGAAAUAAAUUCAAUUUAAAUGUUCAGAACUAGACCUUGGGAAUGGCCGUUACAGAAAUUGUUUAAACUGUUCAGUAGCUACAUUUAGUAUGCAUUUGAAAUACCGCAUUGGUGCCCAAUUUUACUUGUACAUCUGUAAAUGUGUCAGGUCAAUGUACAGCUACUCCACAAUACAUCUAGCCUGGGAACCAGACCAAUCUGCAAACUCACGUUUUAUUCCUCUGGCCAUCCUCCCAUUCAAACUGAUUUACCUACGGCAUGGAAACUACCGGGCACCAGUAUUUCUAAUAUGGAGCAGGUCUGAUGCACUUUGUUGCAUCCAUCCAGACAUGUUGAUAACCCUUUUUAUAUUAUAAAUGUAAUGAGAUUAUACCUCAUUAAAUUUUUGAAAGGGGCAAACAGAAUGUGCUUGGUGAUGCAAUCAGGUUCAAGACUAGUACGUAUUCAAAACAUUGUCUGGCAAUAAAAGGCUACCAUUUCAGCGUUCUUUAUAUAGUUCCCUUUGCAGUAAUAAAACAGUUAUGGCUUAAAUAAGAACACAUUUUGUAUAAAAAAUAAUUUAUUGAUAAAAAGUUUAAAAAGUAUGCACAGCAAAUAUAAAAAGUGUAACAUCUCCCAUCGCUCACCCUGCAAGAGAAAAUACAUUUCAGAAAAUGUCUUCUUGUGACAUACACUUAUUGAAAGAUGACUUAUACGUGCUGAAAGACUACAAACUUGACAGGUUAUACCUCAUUAAACGGUUACAGGGGCGAACAGAACGUGCUUGGUUGUGCACUCCACAGGUCAGACAUCUGGCUCCUGAAAGGCAGAAAGGAAGACGUAAGAACGACAGAACUUCAUGAAAAGCGACGUCAGAAAGAUAAGUCAGGAGUUGCGUUUACACCAGCAUGCAUUACAAAUUUAAACAACGUUAUGAAAAAGUUCAGGCCCAUUCUUUUUUUUUUUUACAUAGUGGGGCAUUGGUGUCAAAAUCUGACAUGGUCAUUACGACUGCUACUCAUGACUAAACAAGUGCUUACUCUACCAACUACAGAACAUGAUAUUUAACAGAACUAACAGUAGGUGAAAAUUCUGGUCUUACCUACAGAGCGCAUUUUAGCCCUUUGGUAGCUGCUGCUUGCUAGUCUCACAUGCCUUCUGUACUCACUCUCCCCUGCUUGUCUGCUCCUGGACGUGGACUUUGCUACGUCUCUCCCUCAGCUGGCUUCCAUGGCUAGCCUCAAGACUUUGCAUGUAAGCUAGCCUCCUCCGGAUGAGCUUGCCCAAACCACCCAGGUGUGCUUCAGUCUCAGUGCUGGGGCUCACUGUCGACACUACCUCUCCAGUGUGAGACCAGACGCAUCAGGAGUACUCCCAUGCUAUGGAACCACUCACUCUGUUCUCCCCACUCACUUGACUUCU